GAGACUGACACUCCGAGUGGAUCCACUCGUCGACGAAUCACUGUAGACAAUUAUUUAUCGGUGUUUGACGAAUCGGAUGAAUCCGAUACAUGUUUGGAUUCUGAAGCUCAUGCAACUUUCACACCGAAAGUCGCGCAAUCCUCCAAGAAAAUACUCAUGUUCAAACCGGAUAAACCGAAAGCGAAGCGUCCGAAUAAACUCGAAAAUUCGAAAGGUGGACGAACAAAGGAUUUUCGGCGUUAUUCGUCUGAGUCUGUUAGAGCAGAAACCGGGAAACAAUCGCCUGAACCUCCUCCUUUCACUUUGGAAACGCCGUCAUCGAAGUCUGUAUUUCAGGAAGCGUUGAUGGAAUCCCAAAUGUGGCAACAGCAAAUUGACUGUCUGACGCUAACAUUGGACGAAGUGGUUCACAUUCGAAGUGUUCUGACGAGGGCGGAGUUGGAGACA
Notodromas monacha is the source of this 447-nucleotide messenger RNA. Lineage: Eukaryota; Metazoa; Arthropoda; Ostracoda; Podocopida; Cyprididae. The record is from the annotation of a GenBank genome assembly.